Messenger RNA from Brassica rapa (field mustard), 6489 nucleotides. RefSeq lists its product as uncharacterized. The record is from RefSeq and is a predicted model, not a curated record. Lineage: Eukaryota; Viridiplantae; Streptophyta; Magnoliopsida; Brassicales; Brassicaceae.
AGUAACAAAUACUGAGUUUUUAGCCUGUCCACGUCGACAUAUUUAUUCCACCAAUCAGAACAUUUGCUUAGUCCACGUAGGAUACCGAUUUUUUAUAUUGUUGGGUUUCUGGGUCGCGACUAAACACCCCCGGUUUCAAUUUCUUCGGUUCCUGGGUCUUGCCAAAACAAAAUCUACUCUAUCAAAUGGUUUGGAUCUCAGAAGAAAUUAGCUGGGCUUGGUUUGGUUUAUUGGGCUUGGUCUCAGUAUAUUAAAAAAAAACCCACACGAGGCGGACACAUCGAUGCUCCGCGCUUCCAUCUCUUCGUCUUCACCCUUUCUUCUUCACCGUAACAGAAUUUUCGAUCCACAACCUAGCAAUCAAUACCCCACGACAUCUCCAUCCAUCAAUUUAUCCUUUAUGAGUUCGUUUCGGUUUGCUUUUUUCCUGCUCUUUUAUAUACUUUUCAUCUUUUUUGAGUUGAAACCAAAUCUCGAUCUUCUCUCCUCACUCCAUGGCGAUCAAACCGAAUGGAAAAUCCCCUGUUACCUCCGAUCACGAUGACAAAAUCAUGCUUUUCCGCGAUGUCACACCGGGUCCCCACGAAACCCAGCUGCGUUUCCGCUUGAUUCAUUUUUGGGAGGCUUGGAAUCCUCUCAAGAAGACGCUAAUUGGGAUUGAGAUGCUGUUAAUUGACGAGCAGGGAUCUGUUAUCCAAGGAUUCCUUUCGCCGAGCCGUAUUGAGAGACAUUUGUCUAAAAUGAAGCCUGGAUCGCUUUACAAGCUCAACAAUUUUUAUGGAUCAAGCAACAAAACCAUGUAUCGGGUUUCUGAUCAUGCUGUGACGGUGUCGUUCUCAUGGAACUCGGAGCUCUCUGUUCUUGAAGACAGUCCCACUCCUUUUGAUGAAGACAGAUUCCGUUUUCAUUCCUUUGAGGAAUUUCAAGCUGGCUGUGAUCGCAAAGGAGACCUCUACGAUGUUCUUGGGCACAUGAAGCUGGUUAAUGGUCAGUGUAUCACUGGGACCCCGGUUCUUGAUGAAGUGGAAAUAGCUAGGGCGAGGCAUGUGUUGGUUCAUGUGCAGUCAUACGAUGGACCUGUGGUGAAGCUCUACCUUUGGGACCAGGCUGCAAGAGACUUCUGCAAAAAAUUCAAAUCAUACGAACGCACCCCCACCGUGUUAUUGGUGACGACCGUUAACACCAAGAGUCUCGGAGGUACUCUUGCACUGACUACAAUGUCCUCCUCACGUGUCUUUAUGGAGUGCGACGUCCAGCCUACGGUCGACUACUUUAGCUGGUUGGGCUCUAACCCACAGAGUGCUGAGUUGGUCAAUGCAGAAGUGGUUACUAAAAGGGAGACACUGACCAUAGGAGAAAUAUUCUCCUACAUCAGGGAUGGAUCUAAUAAGGAGGCUUUUUUUGAGUGCACGGCUACGAUUGAUGAUGUGGUCCAUGGUUCAACCUGGUAUUACAUAUCAUGCAGUGGUUGCCAUACUAAGGCUACGAAAGGGCCAACUUCUUUGAUGUGUUCAAAAUGUGGGAAAGUCAACAUAUCAGGAGUACCACAGUACCGUGCACAGAUAUCUGUCUAUGACAACAGUGAGCAAGCUGUUUUUGUUCUGCUUGGUGAUGCUGGUUUUGAGUUAACCGGGAAGCAUGCAGCCGAGUUAGUCAGCAGCUAUUUUGAGUCUAAUGGAGACCAAGGAGUUACUCAAGAGGCGCCUUUCCCGGAAGCUUUAAUUAGCACUAUCGGUCAGAAACAUAACUUCUGUGUUAAAGUUACACAGCACAACUUAGAUGGCAAGUCUCGAUCUUUGACUGUGACCAAGAUUCUCCCUAUGGAAUCUCCGCCAGUCACAGAAGCUUCGGGAGGAAACUACAACCCAACAACCUUGGAGGACGGAUUUGAGACUGGAACGAAGGUGUGUGGAGCUUCCAAAAUCAGUGUGGAUUCGGCAGAGGGAAGUAAGAACAAUGGUGACAUUGACCAGAUGGGCAAAGCAAAACGCCUCAAGCGUGGGGUGUAGAUUUUACGUGGGUCGUAACAUGUCUUGCAUGGGAGUACGUUUAAAGUUUGUUUUUUUUUUUUUUUUUGCUCACUCUGUUAUUGACUUAUGAUUUCUUUCAAUUUCUCUAAAGUUUUUUAAUUACUCUGAAUGUUUAAGUUUUGAUAAUCAUUAUUCUACUUCUUAAGGCUUAUAACUCUGUUUCUUUAUGUGUUUUGAAAUAUAGGUUUGUGACAAACCGGUCAAUCAAUACCGAAUUUGAAAAUCUUUUAUUUUACGAACUAUGGAUAUUUUUUUAAAAAAAAAUGUCUGUGAUGAAAGCAACAUUUUAGGAAAAACGUGUUUUCCAAUCUACAUAAUUACUCUACUUUCCAUAAAAUUGUUGAAGGCAUAAAUUUAGUAUUGUUUAUGGAAAAAGAAUCAAUCAAGUUAUCAAGCAUUACCUAAACCAUAUCAAACACGAUUUUACUAACCAAGAAUAUAUCUUCUCAUUUUUUAAUCAACCAAAGAUUUACGUCAAUCAUAUCCCACACGAAUUAUUUCUCCCGUAGCUCUCCCUUACGCUGCUGCCCGGUAAACCAAGCUUUCUUCUACCGUUUUGAAGCAUCCCCUUAAGCUGCUGCAACCAAGCUUCCUAUUUCCCAUCUUUAAUCAACGCUUGACUCAACCUACUGUGGAAGGUAAGAAUUUUUAAAUCAACUAAGAAUAUACAAAAUCUUAAUCCAUCAAUCUAACUGGUAAUCAGUUUCAUUAUAAGGUUACAAAUAUAUAAGGAAUGGAGCAGCCACCUCUUCCACCCACUUCGCAGACUGCAGGUAAACAAAUCUAUAGUCAUCUUAAGAAUCGCCUUACAGGCAUGUAUGUCGCUAGAUAUAUUAAUUGUAUUACUUAGGCCAUAAACCAAGAUAUAAGGUUAAUCAAAUGUUAAACGUAACUUUAAAAUCAAAAUUUAUAUAAUAUAUAUAUUUCGGUACAUAGAAUAAUACACCAAUAAAUUUUGUUAUCGAAACGUACUCUUAUUCAUUUACAGUUCAGUUUUUUUUUUCCUAUUUAAACUUUUGAUUUUUCACAAGAUAUAUACUUUAAUAUUUAUAGGAUAGCGAUGCAAAGGUUCGUGCAUGAACUUAAUAAUAAACGAAGCUUUAGAGAUACAAAGUCGAAUAUGGGAAAGGUUUUUUUUUUGGUAGGAAAGCUUUGAAGAUAGGAAAGAUAACUAUAUUAUUUUUUGUUUCCAGUCUCUACUUUCCUUAUUAAUAUGAAUAAAAAAGGACGUGUAUGAUACGACCAUUAAAAUAUCAAAUUAGGUAAAUAUUAUAAACUUAACAAUGUUUAUUUUAAUUGUGAUAUUGAUUAAAAGUCUAUAUUAGAUUAAACUAAUACUCGGAUUAUGCAACUGGAAGAGAUUUUUUUUGAUAACUUUAUGUUCCAGAAAUUUUAUAAGAGGAUUGAAAGAUUCAAAGAGAGAAAAUAUAACUAUACUAUUUUUGAUUCCAGUCUCUGCUUUUUACAAAAAUCACUUUCCUCCCAUAUUACGCAGUUACAAAAGCAUUAUAUAAUUAUUUGGUAAAGAUAUUAUACUAAUAACUUUUCUUAGUUCACAAAUAGAAUUCACUCGCCCUCAUGUGGCCACGAUUUCCUCAGUCAAAAAAAACAAACAAGUCAAAAAUAUUAACAUCCAUCCAUAAAUGCUAUUAUAGAUUUUAUACACCUCUAAUUUAUGUAAUAUUACAAAACUCCAAAUUCUUUUAAUACAAUCAAAGGUUGACCAUUAGAUAUAUUAAAAUAAUAUUCAUUUUUUAAUUUUUUUUUAAAAAACAAUUCAACUUCUGAGUAUAUGAAAAUUUUAGAUUCAUAAUAAUCUAUAUUUUUGGCUACGAUCAAUAAUGAGUUCUAUUCUUAUUUGUAUGUUUAUAAAUUGUAUUAUCCUUUGCUUUUCAUUAUAUGGUUAUUCAAAGAUUUAUAUGGAUUUAUUUAUAUAUAAUCUAUUAAAAAAGAAGUCAUGAUACCUUUAUGUCUGAUUUUUUAAUUAGAAAAAUACUUAAAAUAUUUAUGGAAUUUUACAUAACUUAGUUAUAACAUAUUUAUUUUUGUUUAACAUAUUAAUAAAUAUCCUACGAACAAUGUUUAACCACAUCUUUCAAAUAUGUUUUAAAAUGUUCUAAAGUUGUAUUUUCGAAAUUUUUUUUUCAACAGUUCAAGUUAAUUGAAACAUCUUUCUUUAAUAAUUAUAAUUCAUAAUCAAUAACUUCCUAAGACCAGAAAAUGUUUUAUAAUAUGUAACUUAUUUUCUAUUCAACCUAUAUUAAUGUUAUAUUAGAAAACUUACAAACUUUCCAACUAUUUAAUCCCUUGCAUCAUGUCUCUAUUGAACAACUCAUCCAUAUAUCUAGACAACUCCACUAACAUCUAAACAUGAGUCAAAUUUCUUGGAUUGUGCGCCACAAAACGUCACAAAGCCUGACAUCACCAAAAAGAAGCAUCACCAUGAAUAUAAAGAGACGAAAUACACAACAAACGAAGAUCGUGAUCUCUAUUGACAUGAAGACAACAAGUAGUGGUUAUCUAACACACGAAACAGCAAGCAAUAUGGAGUAUAUGCUUGGUUACCACGAGAUCGAUUUUGACACGAUUACUGAGAUAAUCGAGGAGGCUUCCGCCGUUGCCGCACACAAUAUCCCAACACUCAAUGAUCCCACCCAUAUUGAUUUUGAUAUAAUUGUUAAAAUAAAUGAUCUUAAUCCAGAUGCUCUCCGCAGAAUUGACCUGGACGUUUAUAUCACCGAGCUACGGGAUAAUCGAAGGGAUACAAUUCCUAGCGAAAUAAAUGAGAUAUGUCCAAUCUGUUGGGAAGAGUUUGGCACCGAACUGGAUAUCAACUCCUUGAGUUGUAAUCAUACCUAUCAUCAUCACUGCAUAUCGAACUGGGUUGAAAAAACCUUAACUUGCCCAUAUUGUAGAGCACUACUUGCUUAAUACACAGUAGAUCCAUUAUCUUAUCUAAUAAUUGUUUCCCCUGUUUUAAAAUUUUAAUUGAAAAAGAAAUAAUAAUAAUUAUAAUUGAAUUGCAUCCGUAAAGAAUUAUUAUUAUUAUUAUGUAUAAAUAAAGACGUAUCGGGUUUUAAUUAGGAAAGUCGGUUUUAAAGUGAUACUAUAAUUUAUAUUUGUAGAAAAUUAAAACAGACCAUAUAUAUUAUUUUAGUUUCGAAACUUUUUUUAAAAACUUGCUAUUAUUAUCUCUAUUAUACCUGUAAAAAAAACAUCCCAAAUCAAAAUAUUAUAAAUACUACAAAUACAACAGUUAUUAUAAACCAAAGAUAAUAUUUAAAAUAUACUAACAUCAUGAAAACAGUAUUACGUUAUUAUAAAGAUGAAAUCAACCUUAACAAAUAAGUCAAAAAAAUUAACAUCCAUCUAUAAAUGCUCAUUAAAACCAACAUUAAAAGAAUUAUAUGCUCACUAAAUCAAAUAACCUCAAUUAUCUUCCCAAGUAUUAUUAAAUUAUAAAGAUAUAUUAGCCAAAAUAAUAUAGCUAAACUUAGUGUAUUAUGGUAGUUAAUUUUUUCCAUUUCCUAACAGAUUAUUUUGGCAAACCCAAAAUUACAAUCGUUAUUAAAUCCAAAGAGAUUUCUUUGAUAAUUUUAUGUUCUCAAAUUAUUAUAAGAGGAUGGAAAGAUCCAAAGAGAGAAAAUACAACUAUACAAUUUUUUGAUUCCAGAACAAUAACUUAGAUACAUUGUCUUAAAAACUUCCGCUAACAUAUAAAUUUCAGCGAAACUGAAACACUUUUAAUAAAAAACUCAUAAAAUUAACAUUCAGUAAUAAAUGCUCAUUCACACCAACGUUAAAAGAAAAAAAUUCAUAUAUCUAAACUCACUUUAUUUACCACAUUUCGACAAAAACUUCACCCCACACAAAUACCUCAACAAAGAGUGACAUACCACUUAUAUCUCAGCGAAUCUCACAUCAAAAAAUAUCUACAGGUGGAACCCCGAAGCAAACCCUCCAAGUUUAUUUGAAUAAAAAUUAUUAUAUUUGAAAUCACAAGUUAUAACACACUUAAUGUUUUUAAACAUAAAAUUAAAUAUUUGGUUUAAAAUUUUAAAAUAACAGACACAUUAAUUUAUUUUUGAACUCGAGACGAAAUCCGUACAAUAAUGUUUCUAUAUUUUCUGUAUUUAUAAAAGGAAUAAUAAAAGAUGAAACAUCACAUAAAAAUAAGACAUCAUAUUUGGAUAUAUUUAAAAAAAUACUUACAAAUAUAUUAUAUUCUUGAUAAUUUUAAAAUACAAAUAAAACUAAAUCAAUAUUUUGUAACAUGAAAAUAAUAAUUGGAUAAAAAAUAUAUUAUGUUAAUAAGUACAUUAAAGAUUUUGAAGAAUUCUAAUUUAUGUAAUAUUACAAAACUCCAAAUUUGCUUAUUAGAAUUAAUAUUCUACUAUUAGAUAGAUUAAAUUAAUGUUCUAGAACGUUAUUCGACUGUCAGUUCUCAACUAUUACACGU